Molecule: messenger RNA, 981 nt
Organism: Vitrella brassicaformis
Lineage: Eukaryota; Vitrellaceae
Source: the annotation of a GenBank genome assembly
GUCGCUCAGCGAGUGCGUGUGGUUCACGACGAGAAGCGGCAAGCGAUUAGUCGAGUGACUGACAUACACACACACGAAUGCAGUCAAUCGGUACACACACAAAAACGGGAGCCUGAGUCAUGUAAGGGAGUGUCCAUCAGUCAGUCAGUCUGUCUGUUUGUCAUUUGCUAUACAUCAGACGGUGACGGUCCAUCAGUGAUUGCGCCCCAGCCCGCAUCCGCCGACAAGCCGGAUACGACCCGUAUCGUCGUGAUCACUGACGGACUGCGCAGACGACCAAAUGGUACCGUAUCUCUUUUCUACACACACACACACACCUCCCUCCCUCCCGCUGUCUGUCUACGCAUCCAUCCAUCCAUCCAUCCAUCCAUAUCUCGUCUAUCUCCUGGCCUCGUAGUGUCCAUGUCCAUGCUCCUCAGAGGCCAUCUCGUCGGCCAUGUCCUGCGCGUCCUGCUCGUCUUGGCCAGCACCGCCACUCUCAUGACGAUCGGCCUGGCCCCCUUUGUCGUUGUUGACCGCGUUGGAAUGAAAUCUGUGCGCAUCGUGGCGCUUCAGACACCCGUUGAACUCGUUCCUUCGCCGACGGUCAAUCUCGCCACGCUCCAGCUGCAUUGCAUGCCACACACACACGCGAGAGCACCACACAUGCAAUGAGCAGAUGCUGCAGGGGAGAGGCUCGUGUGUGCGGGCGCUGCGCUCACCGGGUCGCUGACGUAGACCUCGUUGUAGCAGAUGGGCGACACGCACUUGUCGACACAACCGUCGUUUUCCUCGAUGGGCAGGUGGCCGCACUCGUUCCGGCUGCACGACUGACGACGGGUCCGCCACGCCUUGCUCUGAUCACAUCACAUCGCAUUCAUUGGGUCAACAAAAUGACUUCAGCAGGCAGGUGGCGUACCGUUUGCGAAUGAUGUGCGUGCGGCUUUGAGUGUGCCGUCAUCAGGAGAGGAGAAAGGCAUGCCAAGGCGAUGGAGAUCUUCA